UUGAACACGAUGACAUCUCUAGUGUUGGCUCUCUAUCUCACAUGUCUGGUCUGGGGGAAAAUGGCUCAGACGACCGAUCUGAAUUUCUCCUCAUCCAUUCAACAAGAGAGUGAUUUCGUGUCGGUUAAAACAAGGGAGAACUUGACGUUGCAGUGUUUCUAUGAAGGCAUUGUUGCUGCAAGGCUUUACUGGUAUAAGCAAACGCUGAGAGAAAAACCAAAGCUCAUCUCUACCUUCUAUAUGUAUGAUAAAAAUAAAUAUUUCUACGGUGAAUUCAAGAACAAUUCACACUUCACCUUGGAUACUGAAAAUGGUAAGAACGACCUGACAAUCACAGACUUGCACGUUUCAGACUCAGCUACUUACUUCUGCAUAAGUUGUUAUCUAUACACAUUAGACAUUUCGGUGAGCAUUACUGUCAGUGUACAGGGUUCAGGUUUGAAAGUCCCGGCUUUGGUCCACCAGUCAGCAUCUGAGAACAUCCAGCCAGGAGGCUCUGUGACCCUGAACUGUACAGUUCACACUGGGACCUGUGAUGAACAACACAGUGUUUACUGGUUCAAAGACUCUGAAGAAUCUCAUCCAGGACUCAUUUACACCCAUGGAGGAAGGAAUGAUCAGUGUGAGAGGAAACCCAACACACAAACACACACCUGUGUCUACAACCUGCCAAUGAAGAGCCUGAAUCUGUCUCAUGCUGGGACCUACUACUGUGCUGUUGCCUCGUGUGGACACAUACUGUUUGGAGACGGCACCAAGCUGGACUUUGAGGAUCAGCCGGACUCUCCUGUUUUGGUGUAUCUCUUGAGCGGAGCUUUGACAUUCACCACCAUCCUGAGUGUUUUACUGGCUCUCUCAGUGUGCAUGAUGAACAAGACAAACAGCUUCCAAGGCAAAGACUCACACAAUAUCUCCAGCUCCCCCACAGCAAAUGCAAUGGGUUACCAACAUGCUGUAAUCCUGUAUUAUGCGGCUUUAAGUGUCCACCUGCAAAACAGAUCAACAGGACAGCGGGAUCAGACCUGGAGUGAAUGUGUGUACUACAGCGUAAAGCAGUAAAACUGGACAUGUUACAUUUGUACUUCUGAGUAAGACAGGGUUUUCUCUUUAAAAUGUGAUGUAGAUUUGUAUCUUAGAUUGAAAUAAAUAUGAUUUGAUACCUUCCUUGCAGUCUGCAGCCAACAUUAAAUCUCACUAUUCUUAGCUAAUUUGCAUAUUUAUGAUACUCUUUUGUUGUCUGUGUGUUCUGAAGCAGGUUAUCUUUCAACUCUGUAUAUAGGUUCAUUUUUACAAAUAAAUGUUUUUAAGAUAAGAUAAGAUAAUCCUUUAUUAGUCCCGCAGCGGGGAAAUUUGCAGGCUUACAGCAGCAUAGGGUAAAGUGCACACAAGAGACAUAGUAAAAGAAAGACAAGAUAAAAAUAAAAAUGAAAUAAAAAACGAGUAUUAUAAAUAAGCAAUAAAAAAACAGUAGAAAAUGAACAAUAACUGAAGUAUUAUAUUUACAGACAGAAAAAAACUAUUAUAGCUAUAAUUGCACAGUGUAUUGUAUUGCACGUGUCGUGUGUCAUGUGGUCUGCUGGG
Anoplopoma fimbria (sablefish) is the source of this 1581-nucleotide messenger RNA. RefSeq lists its product as uncharacterized. Gene Ontology annotation, biological process: response to bacterium. NCBI's taxonomy places the organism in Eukaryota, Metazoa, Chordata, Actinopteri, Perciformes, Anoplopomatidae. The coding region runs from base 10 to 1059 and encodes 349 amino acids. The record is from RefSeq and is a predicted model, not a curated record. The transcript has 5 exons.